AUGUGUAAGGGACACAAACCCUUAUACACGGCUAUUUUUUUGUUUUUCAUCGUACAAACGAUUUUUUCAAUCAAAAUAAUCAGUACACAACAAGGAAGGUUGUCACAAUAUCGCAAAAAUAUUGUUCCAUUCAUCAAUACAUGCCCAAUCGAUGACAAAAAUAGAUUUACUGCGUCUAGCACGAGGAUUGUUGUAGAUAAAGAGGAAAUUGAUGAGUCUUGUGACGUCAAAAUUACCAAAAAGGCUGGGAGGAAACUUAAAAAAAGGCAUCACAAUCCUAAAACCAUAUUCCCAAACUCCCCCUACUGCGCCUGGGACCAAUACACAACACAAGAAGAUGUAUGGAAUGGCAGCAUCCCAACCCUUGGCACGAAUUACACCACGACCCUAACCCAACACGGGUUUGAACAGAUGAUUGUUGAGGAUGGAGUGGAUCCAAUCGCGAAUUUUGACAUUCCUCUACCCGGAGUUAUCCGCAACAGAGACGCAGCGCGGAGAGCCCAGUCAUUAUUGCCCCCAUCAAAACUCAAAAGUUUCUAUGACGCGCCAGAACAUAUAAAGAAAAGGCUCCUAGAUCCCACUUACCAGGGCUACCACUCCGUGUUGAACAAUCGCAAUUUCCAUCAGUUCUCGCCUGAAUUUUACUACAAGCUGAUUGACGGGGAGAUUAAAAAGAGCCAAUGGGAUUAUCCGUCCGUACCAGAACCGCCAGAUAGGCCUGCACUGGAACGUGAUAGGGCUAUACCCUCUGUCCCCUUAGGUUGGAGGAGUUUCUGUGUAUUGGCAAUUCACUUGGAAGGUUCAGAAUUUGAAAAGUGUCACGCUAGACAAUUUAUAGGCCUGCCCCAAGGUCGUCUGGCCUCUGGUCUUUUCUGCGCCGGAGAAGGCACAAAGUUUUUGCAUACCAGGGAAGUUAUUGAUGAACAUGGGCACCUAAUACACUCUGAAUUACCAAUUGAGGUGGAUGAAAGAUUUACUGGGGCAUGUGGCGAGCUUCCAGGCGUGGAUUAUAACUAUUGUCCACCCGCCUUUUCAAACCCAAAUGUUGCCAAUAGGUUCAGCGAAUUUGAGUCUUGUUGGCCUAGAAAAUCUUUAGAAACCAUGAUAUCCACUUUGUCUCCAUCUCAAAUUGCUUGGGCUAGACUAUCGACCACACUAGUAAAUGCAACGGCUAAAAUGUUGCGGUUGUAUCGCAUACAGCUUGAAACUCCAGAAUGCCAAAGCAGCAGCACCAAUGAUUAUGAUACAUCUGGCGAAAAAGUCGUAAAAUCAAUAUCAGUUGGUGUAUUGUAUACUUUGUGCGCGCCUACUUAUCACCACGCUCUACAAUUUGUCUCUACUGACCCAUUCGCUAGGUCCCGGUUGUAUUCACAAAUGCAUCUGUUUGAGUUCAUUGAUCAUACCAACUCACAUUUUCUGUUGGGCAAGCAAUUGACUGAUCAAGCAUUUAGGCAGUAUCUUAUCUUCGCCCGGAAGGUACCGGUCAGCUUAAACAAAGGUGGCUUGCAAUCAUUGCGUGAUUCAACAAUGAGAUUCCUUGUGCGUUCAAACUGUGUACAAAUAAAUUAUGAGUUGCACAGGCCUUUUUUGGAUAAAUUGAGCGACUUGAAUAAACAUUUCAUACAGCUGUUGCCAAUUACUAAUGAACAGAAGGCGCUAUUAUCUCAGACAGACCAUGUACCAUCACACAUUAAUAAAAAAGACGGCCUUGUCGAUCAAAUAGACAAGGAUGCCGGAGAAAUGUAUAUGAUCAACGGGAUGGAUAUAAAAGAGGCUUAUGAGUGGGCUAAUAGGUUACCAACUUGUCGUGCCGGUCUCUACGAUUCGUUGUUUGUCAGCCGUGUUGAUGAGAUAGGGUUUUACCCCCAAAAUGCAGUGCUGAGUGCUCCUGUACCUACGCCUCCGACGUUAAUUCCCAUGGCUCCAGAGUAUGUACGUGUAUCUGUGGACCCUAUUAGUCAGUUUAUCCAACGAUAUGUGCAAAUAGGCACGGCGCUAACACCUCCAAAAAAGAUUUCCUGUUGUUAUAAUAUUGUUACUGAUAGUGUAAAGGAUGGGGAGAUAGGGGAAAAUUUUGUGAAAUUAACAGGACAACCGCCAAAAAAAUUUACUGCACAAACGUUAAGUGCCAAAGUAAUCGCGUCCAGGCAUGUUAACUCAAAAAUUCUUAAUCAAGUACUCAGUGAUUAUGCCCCGGAACAAUUGGAUAGGGCAUUCUAUUUGGAAUAUCUUCAGCAAUUUUACUUUAUUCAACUGUCAAAGGGUCGAUACUUAUGCCAGCCAAAGCCUUUUUCAGGGGCAAAUCAGGCUGGGACUUCAGCAUACCAACUGACAAGCUUUUCUGCCUCCGAUAUGUGCCACAUGCCGGAAUAUCGCCCACAGGCUAUUCCUGGACUUUGGAUCAAAAAAUCGUCUGUGGGAACAGUCUACCAUAACGUUAAACAGGGAGUACUUGAGUGGUUUGCCCACAAGAUCGACCCAAUGAAACUGAUGGUGAUUAGUGGGUUGGUUGAGGAUGAGGCGAGGAGGGGUACCCAUUUGCAGUCUGAUUCGUUCUAUCCUCCAUUUAUGAGGAGCCCUAGGGCGUUGAGGAGUAACUUAUCUAAAUAUGAUAUUUUGUAUGGGUUGUUUGGACUUUGGAACAGAGGAAUCGAGUACUAUGCAUGCCACAGAGAAGAUGAGUUACCUCCUGCCUUAUCAUGUUUCUCUUACACUGAAGAGCGGAGCCAUUUGUUGCAAAGGCAUCCCAAUGCCGCUUAUGAUAUCCAGUUGGAUUUUUUAGAACGGUAUGAACGAGGCUUGGUCGGGAUGGAAGAUGAGCCUCUCAACAUAAUGGCACGUAUAAAGGACCCCAAGCCACGCAAAACGGGUUUGCCUCAAGUGAUUUUUAAGGCCUGGGAAAAUGAAAGCACGACAAAGCAAUUCUGGCCUGACGAUGAUUUGCCUUUUUAUAUCACAUAA
Babesia microti strain RI is the source of this 2961-nucleotide messenger RNA. RefSeq names its product conserved Plasmodium protein, unknown function. Lineage: Eukaryota; Apicomplexa; Aconoidasida; Piroplasmida; Babesiidae. The coding region runs from base 1 to 2961 and encodes 986 amino acids. The transcript is spliced from 3 exons. The record is from RefSeq and is a predicted model, not a curated record.